CAGAGCUCGUAUUAUACCGCGUUUCCACGCCGGCGAGGCCGAAUGCUUCUCCGCCUUUCGUCGUAUCGCAGCCGCGUGGCCCGGCUGACAAGUGUGCGUUCUGACAGUUGAUCUGCCCGUCGCGAGGAUUAAAACGACGUAAAAGCGCGCAAGAAGAGUCGAGUAAAAUAUGAACGGAGUCGACGAAAGGACUGCGAGUGAACGAGUCGGAAUCAAAGAAGGUCUCCGAGUUUCGUUCCUCCGUUGACAUCAACUUUUUACGGGGAACAUGCGGUGCCGGACUUCGUGAUAACACGCAGCAAAGAAAAGACGAAAACGGAUAGAUUCGUCCGCAGUUGCAAGGUUCGCUCGUAACGCGCUGCGAACAAGUAUCAUCGUUGUGUAAUUAAUGACAUAUACGACGCUGGUGUAAACAUAUUAGAUAUCCGACGUUACAUGCGAGUUACAUUGACACACCGAGAACUCGGCGUGUUUGUGCGCGUAAACGUAUGUGAGUGUGUUCUGCAGUAUCCGCGAAUGAAUAAUUCACGGUUCCGGGUCAGUUUUGCAGUCUCGAAGAUAUUAUGCGACUUUCGUAUAGUUGAAGAAUACAUGUUGUACACAUUUUUCUUUUCUGAGGUGUCACGAUGAAGGAUACAACGAUUACCACAUGUGCCGAUGUUUAUCAUUGGAGCAACAUUAAUGAAAUCCCCAGCACUUCAAAAAGGUAGAAGGCUACUAAGUCAAUAUAACGCGGUUUUAAAAAGUGCAGUCCAAAGUGAAAACCGAGGUGAAAAAGUAAAGAGACGUUAACGAAAUAAUAAAAAAAGACCGAAACUAAAAAUAAAUAGCUGAAGACGAAAGCGGGGAAAAGAAGAUGUUCUCCCGGUCACGAUCUUCGGGACAUGGGCGCCACAAUUUCGGCCGCCCCAAGAAGGAUACGAGUGGCAAGAGGCUCGGGAUUCGUACCUGGAUCUUCGCGAACAAGAAGAAGAACAAGCAUCACGAGCGUGUUAUGAUGUCCGGCGAUUCCCCACCACCGCCGUUGAGGGCAUCAGGUCCACCUUCUCCGGGCUUCGAUAUCCCGGACGAGCCUCGAGCCGGCAAGACUUCGCCAACGGGAACGGCGAACUUCUCGAGGUCGACGGCGGAUACGGAGGCGAUCGAAGAGGCUGUCCCGAUAAUCGACACUCUACCCUCGCCGGAGCCGAAACCGAAAAUCGAGAAGAACGGUCAGCAAUUCGACGUCUUGGACGGGAAGAAGAAGCUCGUCGAAGACGAGGAGCCGGAUUCCUGCGUUAUAAAGUGUCUCUCUUUUACGCAGCAGUGCUGCGAGUGUACGAUACAAUGACUGCGAGACUCUUUGAACACUGUGUAUGCAUGUAUGUAUAUGUAUGUAUGUAUGUGAUGUUAUAUAUAUUUGUGUAUGUUGGUGAAAACGUACGUAUAGAAUGAACUAUAUCGACGCGUUAUAAUAUACCUACUAAUACGAACUCAUGUAUGAUAUAAUAAUUAUGAUCGGAGUAUGUUACAUUAUGCCAAUAAACGAUAUAUUUGUACCACACCGUUUAUUGGGAAUACCAAAAUUUAUAAUGUUUUUUUCUGCGUAUACUAUGGUCGCCAAGUUUAAAAUUUGUCUCAUCGGAAUCUUCAAUUAAGUCAAAGUAAUUCGAUAGAAUGAAAUAAACUGAAAUUGCAGUGCUUCUUUGCAAUUUGUUUUCAGAUCUGCGAUCGAAAGUCACGUUAUUAUCGGUACUAAAAAAAAAUAUAGGCGUAAAAACUUUGAUGAAUUGAAAAGAAAAGUUCAGGCUUUUUUUUAAUAUGCUGUAACAAAUAUUAGAAGUCUGAAUUUUUUAAUGAGAAUACUGAACACAGUAGACGUAAAGAAAUUAAUCUGCAUUUUGUAAUGACGACUCAGCGAUUUAUAUACAUUCCGUGUCAAUACUGAGAAUAUUCCAACAAGUUUGAGAUCAUCUGUAUUGUAUGUUAAAGUAGAAACGUAUUGUAUUUAAUUGAAUGUAGAGAAAUAUGUCAGAAAAGACCGCAUUUUUAUUUACGUUCGUUGGAAUUAAGACUAGCCACAAAAGAAAGUGAGUAGGAAUUCUUAAAUACUGUCAAUUGAGUUGUAAAGAUUUUGGCCAGGUACCAUAGUAGUAAUGCGGUCUUUAGAAUACGAAAAAGUAUCUGUUUCUAACUAAGAUGAAAGACUAAUUACGACCGGUGUAUCAAUUCGACGAAUAAGACAUUUAGAAGAAAAAACUUGACCGGCAUGUUAUCUUUUUAAUAAAUGUAAAUGCUGUGUUGUAAUGAUAACGAGCAAGUCAUUUGUCGAAAUAACGCAACAUUUUUUCUCCCGCAUCUUGUAUUUUUGACUACCUUAAUAAAUUUCAAACCGGUUCUUAAUUAAUAAAUUACAUUAAAUCGGGUUUAGCAUUUUUUUUUUUUUUUUUCACACUACAGGCUCACGAAUGUUAUUUGUAUAAAUAAUAUAAAAAAAUAUGUGUGGAACGCGAGUAUUAAGGAAAAGUUUUGAAAAUGUGUAAUAGAAGAACAACGAAAAGAGAUAAAGGUAUGAUAAGAAAAAUGAAGUUAUGUGUAGAUAGUAUAUUCGAAGAACAGCUGCCGAAGUUGUUAACUAUGGAUAAAAAUUUGAUACCAAUAAUUUAUUGAAGAAAUCAAUAUGGAAUUAGAUUAUUCAUUUUGUAAGGGUGCAUCACGAAGUAAGAUCAGGGAGAAGCUGGAAUUUAUCCUGUAGAAUACUGCUGCUCGCAGCGUGGCAGUUCCGAGGCGGAUUCAGAAAUUCUGAGUAAUUUGCGACCAUAGAGUUUAUAAACGUGGGAUGAAUACGGCGACGUUUUUACAGUCCCAAUCGGAUUGAGAGAAGGCAAUAUAACGUGUCUCAACUUCUCACAAGUAUGGUAUCGUAGAUAGAUCUCUGUGAUUCGCAUCAACCGAUCAACCUAAAUUGGCCUCACUUUUUUCAUGCACUGACAAUAGGACUUCAGUCUUCUUCCUAAUAUUACUUCGUUAGUCGCACGUUGUGUCGUUAAAUUAUUAUAAAUAAUUGGAAUGUGUAGCUUUUAUAAGUCAAUAUUUGUAAACUAUGAGGGUUGCAGUUCUCGUUGACUGAAGAUAUAUGUAUAAAGACGUUCAGCUCUAGGCUGAUAUUUUCUCCGGUUAAGUGAGUCUUCGUGGGUCCAGAAGUAAUUUUGUUACUCUGCACUUACCGACUCGCCUUAUGGAAUCCCAAUGUUAUAUCGCUCAGUCAAUGCAGUUGGCGUUUUAUAACUUUUAAAUGGUAUCUCAACCUCCGGCUUGAACCUUUUCACGCGCAUGAACUUACAAAUUUAAAAUUUUUUUAACUAGUUUGAUAAAAACUAAAUUUCAUGUACGGCAAAUGAGCUAAGAAACUGCACACAAACAAAA
This is a messenger RNA of Diprion similis, 3405 nucleotides long. RefSeq lists its product as uncharacterized. The coding region runs from base 857 to 1330 and encodes 157 amino acids. The transcript has 3 exons. The record is from RefSeq and is a predicted model, not a curated record. Lineage: Eukaryota; Metazoa; Arthropoda; Insecta; Hymenoptera; Diprionidae.